UCACAACAGCAUACUGAAGGUCAACUGAUUUCAUUAAAGGAAUGGAAUAUAUCUUGGGUGUAUUUAUGGUGUUUCACGGUUCUCAUGUGAGGUGCUAAUCAGUUAGAAACAAAGGCUUGUCUUCAGAGGUGUUGGAAGCUGCUCACAGCUUUAGCUGUUACCUUUUCUCACCGUUACUUCAGGAAUGGAUUUGAAGCUACUAUAUGUAGCACAGUGUGGAUCUGAACAACUUGUAUCUUCACUGGCCCUUAUAAUUCCAAGAUGAGAGAGCAUACACAGUUGCAUCAAAUGGACAUCACUAUUUAUAUGCUUUCAGUUUUGGGAACUUGUUUUCUGCUCUCCUGAUUUAGUAGUGGUUUAUGGGAUAUUCUGGGUUUUACCGCUGAAUACUUGCUUGGUGUACUGCAGAGGAGACAUGGCCCGAAACUCUCGCCGUGGUUCCAAGUACAAGGCAGACGCCAACCAUGAUGCUGAUUUUGGCUGCACGCUCCAAGAGCUUCGGUCACUCAUGGAACUCAGAGGCACCGAAGGAUUACAGAGAAUCCAAGAGUGUUAUGGAGACGUCCAAGGAAUCUGCUCCAGGUUAAAAUCUUCACCCACAGAUGGGCUGAGCAUAGAUGCCGAUGACCUUGCAAGAAGAAAAGAAGAAUUUGGAAAGAAUUUCAUACCUCCAAAAAAGCCCAAAACAUUCCUUCAGUUAGUGUGGGAAGCACUGCAGGAUGUGACACUAAUUAUUUUGGAAGUUGCAGCCAUGAUAUCCUUAGGCCUUUCCUUCUAUAGACCUCCAGAUGCUGAAAGAGAAAACUGUGGAAGAGCUGCCGGAGGAGUAGAGGAUGGCACCGAAGCAGAGGCAGGAUGGAUAGAGGGCGCUGCCAUCCUUUUAUCCGUCGUCUGCGUGGUCUUUGUCACUGCCUUUAAUGACUGGAGCAAAGAAAAGCAGUUUCGUGGCUUACAGAAUCGCAUUGAACAGGAGCAAAAGUUCACAGUGAUAAGAGGAGGCCAAGUCAUUCAGAUUCCUGUGACCGAAAUUGUUGUUGGUGACAUCGCUCAAGUAAAAUAUGGUGACCUUCUUCCUGCUGAUGGCAUUCUAAUCCAAGGAAAUGAUCUAAAAAUUGACGAAAGCUCUCUUACAGGAGAGUCGGACCAUGUCAAAAAGACACUGGACAAAGAUCCCAUUAUACUCUCAGGCACUCAUGUUAUGGAGGGAUCAGGACGUAUCUUGGUCACCGCAGUGGGCUUGAAUUCUCAGACUGGUAUCAUCUUCGCCCUCCUCGGUGCAGGAGAUGAUGAAGGAGUGGAUGAAAAGGAAAGGAAAAAAAAGAAGAAGGAGGAAAAGAAGAAAGAAAAAGAUAGGCAAAAGAAGGAGAGAAAAGAAAAGAAGGACCAAAAACACAACGAGCAAGAUGUAUCAGAAAAAUACAAUGAUAAAGAUGGAGUAAUUGCUGAAGGACAGCUUCUCAGCAGUGAGGAUGGGAGAGUGGUUGAGGAGAAAAAGAAAUCCAGUCUUCCAAAGAAAGAAAAAUCUGUACUUCAAGGGAAGCUUACCAAACUAGCUGUGCAAAUUGGAAAAGCAGGCCUUUUCAUGUCGGCCAUCACAGUAAUUAUCUUGGUGGUGCUCUUUUUGGUGGACACGUUCUGCAUUCAAGGGCUUCAAUGGGUUAAAGACUGCACUCCUGUCUACAUCCAGUUCUUUGUCAAGUUCUUCAUCAUUGGAGUCACUGUAUUGGUCGUUGCUGUGCCUGAGGGACUUCCUCUCGCUGUUACUAUCUCAUUAGCCUACUCUGUCAAAAAAAUGAUGAAAGAUAACAACUUGGUCAGACAUUUGGAUGCUUGUGAGACAAUGGGCAAUGCCACUGCCAUCUGCUCAGAUAAGACUGGCACAUUAACCAUGAACAGAAUGACAGUGGUGCAAGUAUAUGUGGGAGAUAGGCACUACAGGAAGGUGCCUGAACCUGAUCUCAUUGAAAGCAAGAUAUUGGAUCUGCUGGUCAUCGGCAUUAGUGUUAACUGUGCAUACACUACUAAGAUCAUGCCACCUGAGAAAGAAGGUGGACUACCUCGUCAGGUGGGGAACAAAACUGAAUGUGCCUUGCUGGGGUUUACACUUGACUUGGGCAAAGACUACCAAAUCAUCCGCAAAGAAUACCCAGAAGAGAGGCUUUUCAAAGUCUACACCUUCAACUCUGUGAGAAAAUCCAUGAGCACAGUGCUGAAAAAUUUUGAUGGAAGUUACCGGAUGUUCAGCAAAGGAGCCUCUGAAAUUCUUCUGAAGAAGUGUUGUAAAAUUUUAACAGCUAGUGGUGAUCCCAAAGUCUUCAAACCCAGAGAUCGAGACAACCUGCUGAAUAAUGUGAUUGAGCCCAUGGCUUUAGAGGGUUUGAGGACAAUCUGCCUGGCCUACAGGGACUUUCCUGCCUCAGAGGGGGAACCAGACUGGGACAAUGAGGCUGACAUCCUUACCAGCCUCACUUGCCUCUGUAUUGUGGGCAUUGAAGAUCCUGUUCGACCAGAGGUCCCUGAGGCCAUUAAGAAAUGUCAGCGAGCAGGAAUCACUGUACGUAUGGUCACCGGAGACAACAUUUACACUGCCCGUGCUAUUGCCAAUAAGUGUGGCAUCCUUCAUCCUGGAGAUGAUUUCCUGUGCCUUGAGGGCAAAGAAUUCAACAGGCGAAUACGCAAUGAACUAGGAGAGAUUGAACAAGAGCGUCUUGACAAGAUUUGGCCUAAACUGCGUGUACUGGCAAGAUCCUCUCCAACUGAUAAGCAUACAUUAGUAAAAGGUAUAAUCGAUAGUACUGCUGUAGAGCAAAGACAAGUAGUAGCUGUAACAGGAGAUGGAACAAAUGAUGGCCCUGCCUUGAAGAAAGCUGAUGUUGGCUUUGCAAUGGGCAUUGCUGGAACAGAUGUGGCCAAAGAGGCCUCAGACAUUAUCUUGACAGAUGACAACUUCACCAGCAUUGUGAAAGCUGUGAUGUGGGGGCGAAAUGUCUAUGACAGCAUCUCAAAGUUCCUGCAAUUUCAACUGACAGUCAAUGUAGUGGCUGUAAUCGUGGCAUUCACUGGCGCCUGUAUCACACAGGACUCUCCACUAAAAGCAGUCCAGAUGUUGUGGGUGAAUCUGAUCAUGGACACAUUUGCAUCACUGGCUCUGGCCACUGAGCCGCCUACUGAGGCUUUACUGCUGAGGAAACCCUAUGGUCGCAACAAGCCCCUCAUCUCAAGAACCAUGAUGAAAAAUAUUUUGGGUCAUGCUGUAUACCAACUCACUGUCAUCUUUACUUUGUUGUUUGCUGGUGAGAAGAUCUUUGAUAUUGACAGUGGCAGGAACGCUCCUUUACAUGCGCCUCCUUCAGAACACUACACGGUUGUCUUUAACACCUUUGUCAUGAUGCAACUCUUCAACGAGUUCAAUGCUCGCAAGAUCCAUGGCGAGAGGAAUGUGUUUGAUGGCAUUUUCAACAACCUGAUCUUCUGUUCUAUUGUUUUUGUCACAUUUGUUAUCCAGAUUGUAAUUGUGCAAUUUGGUGGCAAGCCCUUCAGCUGUGUUGGGCUUAGUAUUGAGCAGUGGCUCUGGUGUGUCUUUCUUGGCUUUGGAUGCCUUAUUUGGGGUCAGCUGAUAACCACCAUUCCCACAAGUCGGUUAAAGUUCUUGAAGACUGCUGGCCAUGGUACCCAGAAGGAGGAGAUCCCAGAGGAGGAACUGGAGGAGAUGGAGUCUUUGGAUGAGAUCGACCAUGCUGAGAUGGAACUAAGGAGAGGGCAGGUCCUCUGGUGCCGGGGCCUAAAUAGAAUCCAGACACAAAUUCGUGUGGUAAAUGCAUUCCGGGAAGCUUUGUCCCCUUAUGAAGGCUUGGAGACUCCAGAAUCGCGAAGCUCCAUUCACAACUUCAUGAACCACCCAGAGUUCCACAUUGAAGACUCCAAUCUGGCCAUCCCCCUAAUUGAUGAAACUGAGUCUGAGGAAGACAGACCAACAAAACCCAGUUUUGUACCAUCAGCCAUUCCUUCUGGGAUUUCUUCACCAGACCAGAACAAUUCUGCCAACAGCAGAACAUUUCCUCACUACAAGGACUUAACAAAGACUGCCAGUCCUCAUACCCCUGGUAGUCCCAUGCACAAUCUGGAGACAUCGCUGUGAUUACACUCAUGAUAAAAACCCUCCUAAGACCACAUCGAUACCAACCAUGCUAUGACCAUGUCAAAAAGAGCACAACUCAGAUGUCAGGUGAAUGUGAUUUCUUCAAUUAUGACGUUUCCCGUUUUUUCCCUUUGUUGUUGCUAAAAAAAAAUAUAUAUAAACAAACCACUGCCUGAUGUUAUAAGGGUGUGCCUAUUACUGUUCUCUUGAACAUUUGCCCCAGAUAUGUUGCAGCUAUGCAUUUCAGUUCAUAACAACCAGACAACAAACUUAUUCAGUGCAGAGUUAGACAGUAAUGUUCAUGUCUGGAAACUGAACAAUGUGUCUGCAUGGUAUAUUCAAUAAAUAAAUAAAUCAAUAAAUAGAGGAUGGGCGUGAGCCUAAUGUGAUUGGGUAAAAGAGAUUUUCAAAAACCAAAAAUGUGAUGUUGAAUGAAAUAUAUGAAGAAAUCGUGUUCACAGGGGUGGCAACUGGGUGUUCUCAUUGUGAAAAAGAGAUUUUGUCUGUGGGUCAAAUUGUGGGUCAAUUUAAAUUAAAAAUUUAAUUAAGCUUUUGAUCACUUUGUAAAUAUUUUCAUCCCAGAAGAUAUAUGUGAAAAUAAAAGAUUUAUGGUUUAUGCAUUUUCCUUCAGAUAAUUAUGCAGUGAUUGUCAUUGGAUUCAGAAUUUGACCACAAUUGCUUAUUUCCCUUGAGCAUUUUUUAUGAAACACUUUAUGAAUUUGUGGUUUAUAUUGUAAUUAAAAUGGUCUGUUUACAUGCUUUUCGAGACUGUCACCGUGCAUGAAAUUGGGAUUAGCUGUUAUAGAGUAGUCUGGAAUAAAUGAAAGGAAACAGUUGUCUGAUAUGCAAUUCAAGCACAAAAACUAUAAAAUGAAUCAAAACUUUGUACACUAUAGGUUAAUAAUAAACUGUUAUAUAAGUGUUUGUACAUCUAAA
Molecule: messenger RNA, 5074 nt
Organism: Tachysurus fulvidraco (yellow catfish)
Lineage: Eukaryota; Metazoa; Chordata; Actinopteri; Siluriformes; Bagridae
Gene: atp2b1b
Product: ATPase plasma membrane Ca2+ transporting 1b
Exons: 21
Coding region: 416-4138 (1240 amino acids)
Biological process (GO): calcium ion transmembrane transport; regulation of cytosolic calcium ion concentration
Cellular component (GO): intracellular membrane-bounded organelle; membrane
Molecular function (GO): P-type calcium transporter activity; ATP binding; ATP hydrolysis activity
Source: RefSeq, a predicted model, not a curated record